AUGCCCCACCACCAGAAACAUCACUAUCAGGUGGACUGCGCCAAGGCGCACAAGGGCCUUUUUACGGGCAUCUUCCUCAUGGUCAUCUGCAUCAUCUCCCUCAUUCUCUUCUUCGUCUUCAUCAAGAAGGACCAGUUUCGCAAUUUGGCGGUGCUGCAGGCGCACAUUGUGGAGCUCUUUAUCUACUGCAUCAACGCCAUCGCCUGUCUGAUUGCNAAACAUCACUAUCAGGUGGACUGCGCCAAGGCGCACAAGGGCCUUUUUACGGGCAUCUUCCUCAUGGUCAUCUGCAUCAUCUCCCUCAUUCUCUUCUUCGUCUUCAUCAAGAAGGACCAGUUUCGCAAUUUGGCGGUGCUGCAGGCGCACAUUGUGGAGCUCUUUAUCUACUGCAUCAACGCCAUCGCCUGUCUGAUUGCCUUCUUUCAGGUCCGCGAGCUGAACUACAACCGCCGUCGAGGCGUCGAGCUGGACAACAUCCUCCUCAUAAUCGCCCAAUCUGGCCUCUGCAUCUUCACCAUGUUCAGCAUCAUCGGGGCGCAGUUCAUCAGCCAGCUGCAGAACACCCGCCUGGUGCUGAUCAACGCCUUUGCCUGUCUCAUUCAGUCGAUGCUGCAGUCGGUCUUCAUCCUCGACGCCAGCAAGCGAAAGGCGAGCACGGCGGACCAGGUCCGCCGGAAGCCAGGCCGGGAGAUGGUCACCUUUCUGCUGGUGUGCAACUUCAGCAUGUGGGCGAUUAAUACGCUGGAGACGAGGCGGGCGGAGUCGAACCCGGUGCAGAUGAGCUUUUAUGGAUUUUGGGCCUGGACCAUCAUCACGCACGUCUCCACCCCGCUGACCAUCUUCUACCGCUUUCACUCGACCGUCUGUCUGUGUGAGAUCUGGAAGGGCACCUACAAGAUCAAAUCGGAGUAUCUGUGA
Messenger RNA from Rhagoletis zephyria (snowberry fruit fly), 918 nucleotides. Lineage: Eukaryota; Metazoa; Arthropoda; Insecta; Diptera; Tephritidae. The record is from RefSeq and is a predicted model, not a curated record.